Molecule: messenger RNA, 483 nt
Organism: Penicillium brevicompactum
Lineage: Eukaryota; Fungi; Ascomycota; Eurotiomycetes; Eurotiales; Aspergillaceae
Exons: 1
Coding region: 1-483 (160 amino acids)
Source: RefSeq, a predicted model, not a curated record
AUGUUGGCCUCGUCCCCGCCCCCCCGCUGCCAACUGGCGAGAUCAGCCCCCUUCGCCCCCGGCGCCAACUGGCGAGUGGUCCCCCGCCCUCGCCGCCGCGGCCGCACCCCGGGCUCGAGCCCGCCGACACCCAUACCUCUUUGCGGCGCGUCGCCGCGCCCCGAUUCCCCCAUCGCCGUCCAUCCCCGAAAAUCCCCCUCCAUCGCCACCUCCCAACACCCCCCCCGGCCGCCAACUGGCGACCUCGCUCCCCCGCCCCUCAGGGCUUCCCCGGGCCCCAUCCCAGGGCCCGAGUCGCGAUCCUGGGCUCCAAUGCCCUGGGUGAGACCGCCGAGGGCUACACCGUGGGUCAGAUGUACGAAGAGGGUAACCCAUGGGGCCAGGGACAGCGCCGACGAGGAUCACCCUGCCAAAGGCUCCCCGCUGCGAACAUCCUCGACCCCCCCAGGUUCUCUAUCCUCGUAUAUCAUAUCCACGGAGUAG